Molecule: messenger RNA, 1325 nt
Organism: Hemiscyllium ocellatum (epaulette shark)
Lineage: Eukaryota; Metazoa; Chordata; Chondrichthyes; Orectolobiformes; Hemiscylliidae
Product: cytokine receptor common subunit gamma-like
Exons: 7
Coding region: 24-926 (300 amino acids)
Biological process (GO): cytokine-mediated signaling pathway
Cellular component (GO): external side of plasma membrane; membrane
Molecular function (GO): cytokine receptor activity; protein binding
Source: RefSeq, a predicted model, not a curated record
UCAUUUAAUAAAACAGUGUUAGUAUGACAAUGGCUGGAAACUGCUUCUUGAGAGUAUCAACAUGGCUGAAGCAGAUUUAUCUGCCCUGGCUGAUUCUUUUAUACAAUCGGGAAGUACAUGCACAGUUAAAUGAUGUGAGUUGCAUUGUCCACAAUGAGGAAUUUAUGGAGUGCAGAUGGAACCACACUGAUGGGGAAGCAAACUAUACCCUGUUUUACUGGUAUACCUCAACGUCACCGGAGGAAUGUAGGAACUAUAUCCAAGAAAAUGGCUAUAAUGUUGGUUGUUAUUUCUCAAAAGACAAAAUUAUCGAAUUUGAAAACUUUUAUCUAUAUAGAAAUGGAUCCAGUGACUCAGGAAGCCUGACUAAAACAUUCCAGCUACAGAACCAAGUGAAACUCUACCCUCCUACAAACGUGACGCUGAAUAUGACAGAAAACAAUGAGCUCCUUUUGAGCUGGGAAACACCAGCCAAGUUACUGGAGUGUCGAAUGUAUGAAAUCAGGCACCGCAGUAAUAAGGAUAAAGUCUGGCAGGUACAAGUCAUCACUGCGCAAACAAAAUAUGUUUUGUCAAGUGUAGAUCCAACGAAAUUCUACACCUUUCAAGUUCGAAGUAAGAUUAACCAGUAUUGUGCAAGUACUGAGCUGUGGAGUGAGUGGAGCUCAGCUGUUCACUGGGGAAAGGAUCCCAUCCAGUCAGGGAAAAUACAUGAAAACUAUUAUCUGUUUGCCUUUUUACUAGCUUUGGGUUUGUUGAUAAUUGUAUUGAGCCUGCUAAAGUUUAAAAGGUAUCCAAUGAAAAACAAUAGUCUCAGAAGUGAGCAUUUCCCACACAGCAAAUCCCUUCGCUUUGUUUCUAAAGAAAAAACAUGGAUGCUUUUAUUAAGAUGGAGCAACAUUAUGUCACAAAAGUUUCUAUUUUAGAGGAAUAUUGUUUGGAAUGAAGAACAGCAAUAACUGAAAAUGAAGUUGGCAUCAUCAUGGCACUGUUCAUCUCACCAAUUACAGUCACACAUUGAUGUUAGUUACUAUGUAUUUUAAACACCGCUUGUGUGGAGCACCAUUACUAAAACUCAGUCGUAUAAAAAUAUAAUGUAGACUAAUGAGUUGAUUAUUAUGUAAUUAGAAUUCCAGUGAUUUUACCCAAAUCAAACAACUAAUUUUAAUUAAAAAGCUUUGUCCUGUACAAAUUAACCAGCAUUGUAGUUUUACGUUGUCAUAAAUGAUGUUGGCAAAUAAUUUUUCAUAACACAACAGUAAGAAUGUAAUGAAAAAUAGAUACUUCAAUGUAACAAUCAGCUAAUAAAAUAAUCCAACACCCGA